Messenger RNA from Ictalurus furcatus (blue catfish), 3836 nucleotides. It is a transcript of the gene crispld2, whose product is annotated as cysteine-rich secretory protein LCCL domain containing 2. The record is from RefSeq and is a predicted model, not a curated record. Bases 275 to 1798 code for a protein of 507 amino acids. The transcript is spliced from 15 exons. NCBI's taxonomy places the organism in Eukaryota, Metazoa, Chordata, Actinopteri, Siluriformes, Ictaluridae. Gene Ontology annotation, cellular component: extracellular region.
GGUGCUGAACGCUGAGCACACAGUCAGUGCGAAUAAGAAAGCCCUGCAGCCUGUAGAGCUCCUCAAACCUGCUGGAGUAAAGAGCUCAGAAGGAGGAUUUCAAACGAGACACCAGGCACGAGACAGAGUUAUUAAUCGAAGUCGGAGAACGUCUGGAAUUCUUGGAGGCGGAAGAAGCUUGAUCAGUCUUCAUCUCUAAUUCAGUGAUCCCCAUCUGUGAUCUACAACCACCACCAAAACCACCACCUUCAUCACCACCACCACUCUCCCCGCCAUGUCCAGACUGCUCUCUCUCGCCCUGCUGCUAUUGGCCACUCAUCUGUCCUCCAGUCUCUUCCUUCCCGACUCGCCUGAGCUUCGGCAGCUGCUGAGUCGCUACGAAGACGAUCUGGAGGCCAAUCGCACGGCCUCGGCGUCAGGCUCGCGUGUACGCCGCGCCAUACCGUGGUCAGAUCGGGAGGAGAUCCUUCUUCUGCACAACAAACUGAGAGGUGCCGUCUAUCCAACCGCCUCUAACAUGGAGUACAUGAUAUGGGAUGACGAACUGGAGCGUUCUGCUACACACUGGGCUGAACAGUGUCAAUGGGACCACGGACCCCAUGACCUGCUUAUGUCUAUUGGACAGAAUCUGGCAGUGCACUGGGGCAGGUACCGUUCCCCUGCGUAUCACGUCCAAGCCUGGUAUGAUGAGGUGAAGGACUACACGUACCCGUACCCACAUGAGUGCAACCCCUGGUGCCCCGAACGCUGCUCUGGACCCAUGUGUACUCACUACACACAGAUUGUCUGGGCCACCACCAACCGCGUGGGUUGUGCUGUCCACGUGUGUCCAAGCAUGAACGUGUGGGGGGAGACGUGGGAGAACGCCGUCUACCUCGUAUGCAACUACUCGCCAAAGGGAAACUGGAUCGGCGAGGCGCCCUACCAGCACGGACGUCCAUGUUCUCAGUGUCCUCCCAGCUACGGUGGAGUCUGCAAAGACAACCUGUGCUACAAGGGAACUCCUCAACGCCCUGAGACUCCAGACAUGAAUGAGGUGGAGAAGCCUCAGGUUCCUGUGCAGGUGGAGAUCCCUCAAUCCAGACCUGCUUCCAGGACCAAACCCAAACCUUCUACACCCAAAAAGCCCACGCCGCCUAAGACCACUCGCACCAACUUCCUGACUCAAAACAUCAAGUGCGAGACGAAGAUGAGGGACAAGUGCAAAGGCGCAACCUGUAACAGGUACAACUGCCCCGCGAACUGCUUAUACAGCAACGCUAAAGUGUGGGGCACGCUGUACUACGACGUGCAAUCCAGUAUUUGCCGUGCUGCCAUCCAUUACGGGGUCAUCGAUAAUAACGGAGGCCUGGUGGAGGUCGCAAGGAAAGACAGUUUCCCGUUCUUCGUUAAAGCCACGAAGAACGGCGUCGAGUCUUUCAGUAAAUAUAAAACCGCCAACGCAUUCCUUGUAGCAAAAGUGGAAAUAAAAUCGGUCGACUGCUACACCACGGUGGCCGAAAUUUGCCCCUUCAGCGACCAGCACAGCACCUGCCCAAGGGUUCUGUGCCCAGACAGCUGUAAGAAUCAGCCUUCGUACUGGUCUCCAGUGAUCGGCACUGGCGUCUACGCUGACAGCUCUAGCAUCUGCCGGGCCGCUCUCCACGCCGGCGUGAUCAAAGCUUCAGGAGGAUAUCUGGACAUCUUGGCUAUGGAUAAGAAGAACAGCUACACGGGCAGCCUGAAGAACGGCGUUCAGUCUGAAAGUAAAUCCCAGUCACAAGGUGGGUCCUUCCGCGUCUUCACGGUUCGAGAGUGAUGCGCCCGUACACACAGGGUCUCCCGUCCACUUCUCCAGGGACACACAGUCUUCUCAUCAGGACAAAAACUCAUUCGUCUACCGACUUCAUCUGGAAUUGUCUCUCUUGAGUGAGAGCGAAGGGACCCACGUGACCAGCGGACCUCCCUUCCUCGUCAUUUUCCAUCCGGAUCAUUCCCAAUAUCUUCUUACUCUUUCAUUUUUAUACCCUUUACACGUUUGUGGCUGAAAGGACGAUGUUUACCAGCAGUGCUGGUUUUAUAUAUUCAGUCAUUUUAUGAUCUUUUACGAAAGAAUAUAAAUAUAUUGAUCACACUGUAUUUAAUCGUCGUUUUUGUUUUGUACAGCUUUUCUUUGGGAUUUUUCUCUGGGCUGCACUUUCCCACCUCUAGCUUGUCUUCUGGCAUUGUUUUUUGAAUUGAAUUGAAUUUUUUUUAGCCCGCUCAGUCUAUAUAGUGCGGGGUGGCAGGCGAGCAGGCAUCGGCGCUCGGCGUCUGUGGGAAUAGCACAUCACCGUGAGCUUUGUUCUCCUGGCCAGAGGAACCUUCGUGAACUCUGGGGGGGAGGACGGGUUCUCUGUGGAGGAACGGGAAAGGAAGGAGGCAAAAAGGCAACACUCCAAAGAAAAGAAACUUUUCCUGGAGGAUUGUGUUAAAGCUUUCCAGAAUCAAUAACAUGUUAAAGUUUGACCCAGAGUGCAAAAACAAUGAAGUGGCCUUCGAGAAGUCCGAGGAGCCAGCCAGAUUUCUGCCUUGGUAGCAUCCCAGCUAACAGAGACGUGUCAGUAGGUGUUGUUUCAUUUCCUAUAACAGCAGCUCUGACUGAAUGCGCUCGUUGUAAUAUUCGAAUAUCGUUUCUAUAGUAACAGCUCGAUCACAGGGACUUGUACUGAGGACAGAGGUUAAUAAUAAACUGCGAACAAUAAUAAGCCAUCAUCACUGAUUAUUUUCCCAUAACAGCAGGCCCUAAAGUGUUUAAUUCCUUAUGUAACAUUGAGAAAUGUAUCCUAAAAGUCCUCAAAAGGUUCAGCGGUAAAGAUUAAAAAAAAAAAAAUUUUGAAUAUGUAUUUAUUAUUAUGGUUACUCACACACACACACACCGUUGCAAUGUUUGUGAGACGUUUGUGUUAGCAUUGCUACAACUGAAAAUUGGUGCAUUGUCUUCAUUGGAAUGCUUAAAUGUUUAAGAUUUUAUUUAUUAUUCCCUUUUUAAGGUUGCUUUUGCGUCUGGCGGCGAAGGUUAACGUAAACAGCAUUAAAAACCGUUCUGUCUGGUCAAAGACGUCUAAAACCUCGCACUUCACUCGCGCAGUGAAUUUGAUGAAGCUGUUGGAUAGCUACGCGCCGAAGCAAAACGGAAAUAAGCCUAAUCAAUCCGGUUUGCGAUCAAAUACCGGCUUUCAAAAUGUCCCUAAAAUGAUGUUUUCCCAGACUUCCACAUAUCUCUGGAUUUUGCCACAAUCCAAAUUUAAGCUUAAGGUUUAGUGUGUGUGUAAAAGUAGAUAUUUUCUCUCCAUCUGCCUUACUUUCUGUUUUUCUCGCUGUCUCCAUGUCUUCAUGUGCUACCUCAAUCUUUUGCUACAGCUGAAGUGUUAUAUGGCGUUUAAAGUAAUUUUGGGGGAAAAUUCUUUGUACAGAUUUUAAAAUUGUGUAAAUAUUUUUGAUUUAUGACUGUUUAAAAAAAAACAAACAAACAAACAAAAAAAAAAACCCAAAAUAAUUGUGGAUGUGAAGGUAUGUUUUCUAUGAAAGUCUGUUUUUGUGCUUUUGUAUCUUUUUAUUAUUACAUUGUUUUUAAAAAUGCCAAAAAAACAAAACAAAACAAAAAAAAACAGUGGCAAAUCGAUAUUUCUUUCCGCAUAACCUUUAUUUUUUAAUGAAGAGCAGCAGAGUCUUGGACGUGAUUCGUUCCUGAAGCGACUCCAAGGUUUGGGUGCUGAACUCCAGUGAUUUUUAAUUUUUUCUCACUUGGCAUCUGCCACAGGUAGUGAAAGCUAUUUUUGCACAAAAAGAAACUGAAAAUAAAGUGAUAUACCUUG